UACCUGUAGUUAGCGAUGGGACUAUAGUUCUUGGGGCUCCAAUAGGCAAGAGAGAGUAUGUGUCUGCAGCCUCUAGCCAAUAUGCUGAGAGUGGAAGGCUGUUGUGUGAGCAGUUGAUGAAGUUGGGAGAGGUACAGAGUGCAAUGCUUCUUUUACGAUUCUGCCAUGUUCCUCGCAUGAACCAUUUAGCACGUUUAGUUUGCCCUGACAGACUUCAGGCAGCUGCCGAGGUCCAUGAUAAGAUUUCUCGUGAGACCUUCACUCACGUAUUGGGAUAUAGUCACCUCACUGACUCUUCCUGGAUGCAAGCUACACUGCCGGUCAGGUUUGGUGGUUUCAGCAUGUCACCAUGCCUCAGCACUUCUCGAUUUGCUUUUCUUUCGUCCUGGGUUCACACUCUGGUUCAUCUGCCUAUUCGUUAUCCAGACCUCAAAUCCGCACUGGAUCUUCUAGUCAACUCAAAUGGUGUCGAGGAAUCGAUAGCAUUUUCGCUGAUGCAGGCUGGCAGUGAUGGGACAGAUAUUACUGAAAUGAUUCAAGUUCCAACUAAACUACAACAGAGGCUGACACGGCAACACGCUAAAGAAAAGACGUCAGCAAUGAUCGAGAAGGCCCCCUCCCAGCGAGAUGCUGCUAGGCUAAGAUCGAUUCAAGGCAAGGGCGCUGGAGCCUGGCUGAAUGCUAUGCCCACCUCAAAUAAGCUCGCACUAGUUUCCCGCGAUUUUCGUUUGGCGGCUUGCUUGAGAUUGGGGUUAGCCAUGCCCUUCGAUGGCUGUAUUCGUCAGUGUGACUGUGGUUCUUUUCUGGACAGUUGUGGAUACCAUCUCCUAACAUGUAAGUGGGGCGGUGGUCCAGUCUGGACCCAUGAGUGUAUUGCCAAUGUAUGGUCAGACUGUCUGCGCAGCUUACAAAUGCACCAUCACAGAGAGCCACGGCAUCGAUACAUUACAUCUGACAACCGCCCUGACAUAACAGUUUUCGAUGUUGGAUCAGGGUCCAACACAGAUUUAGACAUUUCGCUAGCACAUCCCUGGAGCAGUGAAGUAAUUUCAGCAUCAGCAUCUACGGAAGGUGCUGCAGCAUCCAGGAGAGAGCAGAAGAAAACGGAAAAAUAUAGCAGAGAACGACUUCUUGGUAAGGAAACAGUGACAGCAGUCCCACUAGUCUUGGAACAUUUUGGUCGAUGGGGACAACAAGCAGAAAUGUACCUACAGCAUUUGUCAAGUAGAUCAACGGAUGCCUAUGGAACAACAAAUGCCUCCUCAUUCAAGACACAUUGGAGGGAGCGCAUGUCCAUUCAGCUACAAAAAGCCAAUGCUCGAGUCAUCUACAGGAAAGUGGAGAGACUUUUAGAUGAUGCUAGUUAAUUUGUGUUUUUCCAAGGCCAUUUGGCCUUUACUUUUUUUUAGUAAAGGAGCAAGCACGUGUGUAGUUAAUUGGACUGAUGAGGACAUUGUGUUGUAGAGGAUUUAGCCUCCAUCUGUACGUACUUUGUUCUAUUGAAUAAAAUACCUUU
Molecule: messenger RNA, 1516 nt
Organism: Corticium candelabrum
Lineage: Eukaryota; Metazoa; Porifera; Homoscleromorpha; Homosclerophorida; Plakinidae
Exons: 1
Coding region: 117-1367 (416 amino acids)
Source: RefSeq, a predicted model, not a curated record